CGCUACUCUCUCUCGCUGUCUCCGGCCAUGGCUUCCGCGUCUCCUCUUCUGCUAACCUUCUUUUGCUUCCUCCUCCUCUCGUUCACCAUCCUCACAACUUCCCCUUCCUCCCUCAUCGAAGAACUCAACCGCCCUCCGCCGCCGGACUUCGCUGCCACCGUCGCUGCCAACUGCGCCCGCGACCCCUCCCUCCGCUACUGCAACCACUCUGCCGACCUUCCCAACAUCUACAAGUCCACCGUCGUCGCACGUCACCUCUGCGUCGAGUCCCGCAAUCCUGACUGCAAUCGCUCCUUCCCCAGAAUCGACCUCCGCUCCCGCCCCAACCUCGCGCCACUCUACCUCUCCUUCGCCUUCUUCUGGGCCUAUUGCCCUUCCUCUGUCCUCGCCAUCGACCUCGCCAACAACUCCCUCGCUGGCGCCUUCCCAUCCGCCAUCCUUCUAUGCACGCAUAUCCUCUCCCUCGACCUCAGCGACAACACACUCGCCGGCGACGUCCCGGUCGACUUAUUAUCCAACCUCCACAAUCUCUCCUCUCUCAACCUCUCCUACAAUCACUUCUCCGAGUGCGGUUCGGACUGCGCCCCGUUUUUCCGACUGUUUAAUUCUUCCAGCUUCAUUCAUUCCGGGCUCCGGCAGGAAGACCACCGCCAUAGCUCCGAGAUCACCGCCACUGUCCUGCUACUCACAGGAGUUCUGGCCUGUAUUUUCUUCCUGCUCUGCAUCGUUUGCGUACUCGUCCGUCGACGCAAAGGCGAUCGCUAUCAAUUCACCACGGAGGCGCUGUGGGAAGCGACUCGUGGAUUCGGGGAGAGCAAUUUGAUUCGAAAGGGAGAGAAGGAGGAUCUGUACGUCGGGAGACUGAGGAACGGACUUCAGAUCGAGGUUCACGUGCAGAGAGGCAGAUUUUCCAAGGCUUUUCGCAAAGCAUUCGAGGAAGACUGCAGGAGUCUCCUGCGGCUGAGGCACCGGAACUUGGCAAAGGUGAUCGGGUGGUGCAAUGAGAGGGAGUUACUCGCCGUUGUCGUCCAAAUGGCCCACAUUUGCAGCGUUGACGAAUGGCUGCUUCUGCAAUCGCCGCCGUGGAAGCAGAGACUCAAGGUGUUGAUGGGCGUCGUCGAUGGCGUCUGCUUCCUGGAAGAGCACUGGCCUCGUGUUGGGUACGAUAUUAGAACCAGAAGCAUAUCGCUGACAAGGGAGAUCGAGCCUCUCAUCUCUAAAGUCAGAGUUGGGAAUUCAGAUUCUGAAUCAAAGAAGGUGCGGAGGCUCGGAUUGUUUGUUUUGGAGUUGAUAGCCAACAAGCGGCCUCGGGAAAUUUUUGAAGCAGGGGAAACAGGGUUGAUCGAAUGGGUGAAGGUGCAGUUCCCUGCGCAGGUGAAGAAACUGAUCGACGAGAAGAUGAAGCCUACAGCUACUGCGCUUGAGCAAAUCAGACAGAUCAUCAGCGUUGCAUUAGAAGCCGCUGCCGACGCAUCGUCGUCAACUAUGAGCCAUGUCUGUCGCCUCCUUCGUAAGGCCUGUGCUGUUGAUCAAGAAAUUCACAAGCAAACAAGAUCACGAUCACACAAGCAUUACUAAGUGCAA
Messenger RNA from Zingiber officinale, 1584 nucleotides. Its product is annotated as LRR receptor-like serine/threonine-protein kinase FLS2. Gene Ontology annotation, molecular function: protein kinase activity. The transcript is spliced from 2 exons. Lineage: Eukaryota; Viridiplantae; Streptophyta; Magnoliopsida; Zingiberales; Zingiberaceae. The record is from RefSeq and is a predicted model, not a curated record. Bases 28 to 1578 code for a protein of 516 amino acids. Gene Ontology annotation, biological process: protein phosphorylation.